Messenger RNA from Linnemannia hyalina, 1950 nucleotides. Lineage: Eukaryota; Fungi; Mortierellomycota; Mortierellomycetes; Mortierellales; Mortierellaceae. The record is from the annotation of a GenBank genome assembly.
AUGCGCCCACUUUCCUUGACGUUUGUCGCAGGCACAGCCAUCUUCGCCACCUUAGCCUCCGCACAAACACCUGUAGGUGUCACCUGCAUGGCUUACGCCAACCUCGACGAGAAAACUCUGUACAUCCAAGGCGGAAUCGGAUUCAAGAGCAAUGCCAGGUACCAAACCUCCUCCUUCUUCGCCCUGGACCUGACAGUUUCAACCUGGCCGACCUCCAAUCCACCGUGGCUAUGGCCUCCCAUGCUUUUGAACACCAACGGUCCAAAUUCCAGUUGUCACUCGAUGGUUGUGGACAAGGAUCGUGAGAAUAUGUUUAUCUGGGACCCGUAUCAGAAAAACGCUUGGUGGACUUACAACAUAGUAGUCAAAUACUGGAGCAAUUACACGAUGCCUCUCCCUAACACUCAACAGGCCGGUAUCCGCAACGGUGUUGAUUUGAAUACGGGAAACGUUUAUAUCCCGGCUGGGAGUAGUAAUGGGACCAAAAUGGUUAUGAACGUGCCGGGAUCGUCAGCCACUCCUGUGACCGACAUGCCCACGAGCCUCAUGCCCAUUCCUAUUAUCCAAGAGUCAUUUGUCUGGUCAACUUACCGGAACUCGUUUCUGCACUAUGGUGGAAAGUCGAUCGAUGGCAAGACUGCGAAUCCACAUCUGAACGAGUUCAGCUCUACGUAUUCGUGGGCGGCUGUGACCACAACAGGAUCAUCGCCCGGAGAUGUUAGCGGCCACUGCAUGGUCCCAGCGUACGACGGGACGAAAAUGAUUGUGUUCGGUGGCGCAGGACUGGAUGGGGUCGCAAAGGGAGACAUCUAUGUUCUGGACGUCCCGACGCGUAUAUGGGCAGUCGGCAAGCCAGCUGAUGUAUCCCAGGCCCGCACCAACAUGGCGUGUUCUGUGUCUGGCGACAGUUUCAUUGCCUGGGGAGGUGAGAGUGCGUCGGGAAUCAAGGAUGCAACGCCAAUCGUAUUCGACAUGAAGAACAACGUGUGGACGACCGUGUUCAACCGCGUCAUCACAGCAACCGUGACCUCAGGACCCGCCUCAACUACUCCAGGGACACCACCACCAACCCCAACAACCAACAGUCCCGUCAUAUCACCCCAGCAAAGUCCGACAACCAACACUGCCGUUAUUGGAGGCGGGAUUGCAGGAGUGGUCGUCGUGAUUGCGCUUAUUGGAUUCGUUUUCUACAGACGGCGACAUAGGCACACGAGGUCGACAGGCAACAGCAAGGACGAUGAUGCCAUUGGUUUGAGUCCGCGUGAACCAAGGGAACCUGAAGGCCAUUUUCCCAAGACAGAGCCAGCUCCACCAAAGUCUCCGUCGCCACUGAGACUUCGACCAAGGUUUGACAACUACGAUUUCACUGGAGUUCAUGCAGCAGCGGGACUACCCUCUUAUCAGUAUCCGACCUCGCCAUCAUUAUCCAUCGGACCCUAUGCUGCGUUGAGAAGCCCAGAGAUUGGAAAUGCAUACGUUCCUACAAGCCCAUACAUGGCAGAAUGGGCCGGCGAUAACGAUCUUGGUCCACCACAUGACGUUAGCACCAACAGCAGCAACAAUGACGUUUAUGGCAGCGGGAACAAUGGUCACCACAAAUUCCCAUUAAGCCCACAUAAUCCACAGACUCUAUCUGGCGGAGAAGAGUUUAGGCCCUCGUUGCGAUCGGGGGAUCCCAGACCUCGAGGUCCUCAAGGACAACAACAACAGGCUCCAGCUCCCAGUCGCCGAGAUCGUAGUCAGAGCAAUAACAACAGCAGCCACUAUGUAGUAGACCAGAGCCAGUACCAGGACCGGAGCAAGGAGCUUGUGAGAAUGAUGGACAGCAUCCGGGCAGAGCAAGAGGAAUUGGAAAGAGCUCGGUUAGAGCACGAAGCCUUGAUGCAGAACUACCGGCGUGGUGAUUCUCAUUCUCAGUCGUAUUACCAGCCUCCACUUCCGCCUAAAUAA